GUCCAAGAAAAAAGGUCUGAGCUUUGAGGAGAAGAGAGCUCGCAUGAUGGAGAUCUUUUUUCAAACAUGCUUUUAUGUUUUGCACAGAAAGACGUGUUCCAGUUGAAGGAUAUAGAGAAGAUCGCCCCAAAAGAAAAAGGGAUUACCUCGAUGUCGGUGAAAGAGAUUCUGCAAAGCUUAGUCGAUGAUGGCAUGGUGGACACUGAUAGAAUUGGAACUUCCAAUUAUUUCUGGGCAUUUCCAAGUAAAGCUCUUCAUGCCAGGAAGCGUAAAUUGGAAGAACUGGAGUCUCAGUUUGCUGAAAGCAGUCAGAAAAAAGAGACUUUACAAAAAAGCAUUGAGAAGGCAAAAAUUGGACGUGAAGACACUGCAGAACGUGCAGCUCUAGUAAAGGAACUUGCUGCCCUUCGGCAGAAAAAAGAACAGCUAAAGGCAGAAAUAGACAAAUACAGAGAAUGUGAUCCAGAUGUCGUUGAAGAAAUGCGCCAAACAAACAAAGUAGCGAAGGAGGCAGCUAAUAGAUGGACGGAUAACAUCUUUUCAAUAAAGUCCUGGGCCAAACGUAAAUUUGGAUUUGAAGAGAGCAGAAUUGACAAAAGUUUUGGAAUCCCAGAAGAUUUGGAUUACAUUGAUUAGUGUUCGGCAGUUGAUGGCUGACACAGUUGUACAUAGUUUGUUAAAUAUUCUCAGUUGGCAUUCAAAUGUAGAUGUGAAUCCUCUUCAAACAACUGUCCACCAUUUAUUUAGCAGUUUUUGUUAAAGUUAAUAAAAUUCUAAAAAU
This is a messenger RNA of Pterocles gutturalis (yellow-throated sandgrouse), 781 nucleotides long. RefSeq names its product meiotic nuclear divisions 1 homolog (S. cerevisiae) (gene MND1). Bases 67 to 636 code for a protein of 189 amino acids. Gene Ontology annotation, cellular component: nucleus. Gene Ontology annotation, biological process: reciprocal meiotic recombination. Gene Ontology annotation, molecular function: double-stranded DNA binding. The record is from RefSeq and is a predicted model, not a curated record. NCBI's taxonomy places the organism in Eukaryota, Metazoa, Chordata, Aves, Pterocliformes, Pteroclidae. The transcript is spliced from 7 exons.